AUGGCUAAUCUAACGGUGUUGGACUUAAGGAGGAACAAUUUCACAGGGAGUAUUCCACCAUUAUGUGCGCAGAGCACUUCAUUGAGAACCAUUGUCCUGAAUGAAAUCCUUGAUGUGGGGAAGAACACUAUAGAUGACACAUUUCCAGCUUGGCUAGGAACUCUUGAAGAGCUAGCUGCAGGUCCUUAUAUUAAAGUCGAACAAGUUCCAUGGGUCUAUAAAAGUGGAUGCUUUUCUUCUUCCUUUGAUCAUCAACUUUGCUCUCACACUGAAGCUUCUGCUUUGCUUCAGUUUAAGCAAUCUUUUGGAGUUAAUUCUGACUACUCCGACUGUUUUACUUCUUUCCCAAAAACAAAGUCUUGGAAUGAGAGUAGGGAUUGCUGCACUUGGGAUGGAGUCACUUGUGACAGGUUAAACGGUCAUGUUAUCGACCUGGACCUUAGUUGCAGUCAACUUGGUGGAAGUAUUCAUCCCAACAGCAGCCUCUUCCAACUUCAUCAUCUCCACACACUAAACCUUGCUUACAAUUACUUCAAUUAUUCUUCAAUCCCACGUAACAUUGGCCAAUUGACAAAUUUGAGGCAUCUCAACCUUUCUGAUGCUUGGUUUGAAGGGAAAAUCCCAACAGAAAUCUCAUACCUUUCCAAUUUGGUUUCACUUGAUCUUUCUGUUUAUGGAUUACAACUUGAUGAGAGAACAUUUGAAACAUUAAUGCUUCAAAACUUCACAAAUCUGGAGGUACUUUCUCUCUAUCUUGUCAACAUCUCAUCUCCGUUACCUGUGAACAUUUCUUCCUCCUUAAGGUACGUGGAUCUUACAGAUACUAAUCUGCGAGGUGUUCUCACAGAGAGCUUUUUCCUUGUGACAAACUUGGAAAGACUCAAAUUGAGAGGGAAUGAUCUUGUCAAAGGAGUUUUUCCAAAGAUCCACCGGAGCAACACUCUGUUAAUGGAGUUGGAUAUUUCAUACACAGGUAUCUCUGGUGAGCUGCCUCAUUCAAUUGGCACCUUGAAAUCCUUGAAUAUCUUGAACCUCGAAGGAUGUCAAUUCACUGGUUCCAUUCCCGAUUCCAUUGGCAACCUAACACAAAUUACGGAGUUGAUUUUAUCUCUUAAUCAUUUCACUGGCCAUAUUCCUUCCACAAUCUCUAAAUUGAAGCACCUCACAAUUUUACAUCUUUCGUCCAACUCCUUUUCAGGUGAAAUUCCCUAUGUUUUCUCUAACCUCCAAGAGCUACGCUUUUUAGAUCUUUUUAAUAACAGCUUCAUCGGUUCGUUUCCCUCUUCAAUUUCAAACUUGACACAUCUUCAACGGUUAGACUUGUCGAGUAAUUCCUUAUCUGGCCCACUUCCUAAUAAUGCGAGCAAUCUUCAAAAGCUAACCCAACUGGAUUUGUAUGACAACUUACUGAAUGGUACCAUACCAUGUUGGUUGUUUAGCCUCCAUUUGCUAAGACCUUUUUUGUCUCUCAGUAAAAAUCAAUUUAGUGGACUACCCGAUGAGCUCAAAACAAAUCCAGCAUUAAUAAAACUGGAUUUAAGCAAUAAUCAACUCAGUGGUUCUGUUCCUCAAUCACUUGUGAAUCUCACAUACCUUUAUACCCUUGACCUUUCAUCAAAUAACAUCACCGGUCCAUUUCCCGCUUCAAUUUUAAGUUUGACACAUCUUGAAUACUUAGACUUGUCGAGUAAUUCCCUAUCUGACCCACUGCCUAGCAAUGCAAGCAUGCUUCAAGAGCUAUUUUUUGUGGAUUUGUCUUACAAUUCGCUGAAUGGCAUCUCUGGUGAGCUGCCUCAUUCAAUUGGCACCUUGAAAUCCUUGAAUAUCUUGAACCUCGAAGGAUGUCAAUUCACUGGUUCCAUUCCCGAUUCCAUUGGCAACCUAACACAAAUUACGGAGUUGAUUUUAUCUCUUAAUCAUUUCACUGGCCAUAUUCCUUCCACAAUCUCUAAAUUGAAGCACCUCACAAUUUUACAUCUUUCGUCCAACUCCUUUUCAGGUGAAAUUCCCUAUGUUUUCUCUAACCUCCAAGAGCUACGCUUUUUAGAUCUUUUUAAUAACAGCUUCAUCGGUUCGUUUCCCUCUUCAAUUUCAAACUUGACACAUCUUCAACGGUUAGACUUGUCGAGUAAUUCCUUAUCUGGCCCACUUCCUAAUAAUGCGAGCAAUCUUCAAAAGCUAACCCAACUGGAUUUGUAUGACAACUUACUGAAUGGUACCAUACCAUGUUGGUUGUUUAGCCUCCAUUUGCUAAGACCUUUUUUGUCUCUCAGUAAAAAUCAAUUUAGUGGACUACCCGAUGAGCUCAAAACAAAUCGAGCAUUAAUAAAACUGGAUUUAAGCAAUAAUCAACUCAGUGGUUCUGUUCCUCAGUCACUUGUGAAUCUCACAUACCUUUAUACCCUUGACCUUUCAUCAAAUAACAUCACCGGUCCAUUUCCCGCUUCAAUUUUAAGUUUGACACAUCUUGAAUACUUAGACUUGUCGAGUAAUUCCCUAUCUGGCCCACUGCCUAGCAAUGCAAGCAUGCUUCAAGAGCUAUUUUUUGUGGAUUUGUCUUACAAUUCGCUGAAUGGUACCAUACCAUCUUGGAACCUCCCUUUGCUAUCUUUGUUGUGGCUCAAUCAUAAUCAACUCAGUGGUUCUUUUCCUCAAUCACUAGUGAUUCUCACAAACCUUUCUACCCUUGACCUUUCAUCAAAUAACAUCACCAUUGAUGAGGGAAUAAAUAUCACCUUUCCUAGUCUAGAAGUUUUGAAGUUAUCAUCUUGUGAACUGAAGGAUUUUCCACACUUCUUGAGAAAUGUAAAGACACUUCAGGUCGUGGAUAUUUCUAACAAUAAGAUCCCUAACUGGUUUAGCGGCAUGAGGUCGGACUCGUUGCAGUAUCUUGAUAUGAAAUUUAACUCCCUUCAGGGUCCACUACCUUUAUCCAUUUGUAACAUGAGCAAACUUACCUUAUUAGAUUUAUCACACAACUACUUCAGUGACUCAGUUCCACAUUGCUUGGGAAGCAUGGCUUUUCUAACGGUGCUGGACUUAAGAAAGAACAAUUUCACAGGGAGUCUUCCUCCAUUAUGUGCACACAGCACUUCAUUGAGUACCAUUGUCGUAAAUGGUAAUCGAUUUGAAGGACCUGUACCUGUGUCGUUGCUCAAGUGUAAUGGUCUAGAAGUCCUUGAUGUGGGGAACAAUGCUAUAAAUGACACUUUUCCUGCUUGGCUCGGAACUCUUCAAGAGCUGCAGGUCCUUAUAUUAAAGUUGAACAAGUUCCAUGGACCUAUAAGUACUUGUCAGACUAAGUUUUGCUUUCCCAAGUUGCGAAUUUUUGAUCUUUCUCGUAAUGAUUUUAGUGGCUCACUUCCUGCAAAAGUUUUUGGAAGCUUCAAGGCAAUGAUUAAAUUAGAUGGUGAAGACACAGGAAGGAUCAAGUACAUGGAACCAUCUGAGAAGUCAUUCUACAUAUCGUAUGAGGAUUCAGUGAGUUUGGUAAUCAAAGGGCACGAUAUUGAGCUACAAAGAAUCAGCACAAUUAUGACAACCAUAGAUCUCUCAAGCAACCAUUUUGAAGGUGUCAUUCCAAAAACACUAAAGGAUCUCAGCUCACUUUGGCUACUCAAUUUAUCCCAUAACAAUCUCAUAGGUGGUAUUCCAAUGCAAUUGGGGAAAUUGAAUACACUUGAAGCUUUAGAUCUCUCUUGGAAUCGGCUCACUGGAAAGAUUCCACGGGAAUUGAAAAGAAUGAACUUUCUGGCCUUCUUAAACGUCUCUCAAAAUCAUCUCGUCGAACCGAUUCCUCAUGGUCUACAGUUCAACACAUUUGAAAAUGAUUUGUAUGGCGGCAACCUUGAUUUAUGUGGUCCUCCUUUAUCAAAACAAUGUGGAACGAGUGAUUCAUCACAUGUUCCUCAACCAUUGGAGUCCGAAGAUGAAGGCGAGUCAUAUUUUUUUAGUGGAUUUACGUGGGAAUCAGUAGUCAUAGGCUACAGUUUUGGACUAGUUGUUGGAACUGUCAUGUGGAGUCUCAUGUUUAAAUAUCGUAAGCCAAAAUGGUUUGUGGAAAUUUUUGAUGGACUCAUGCCUCACAAGAGAAGAAGGCCAAAGAAGAGAGCUCAGAGACGACGGACUUAA
Molecule: messenger RNA, 4131 nt
Organism: Solanum stenotomum
Lineage: Eukaryota; Viridiplantae; Streptophyta; Magnoliopsida; Solanales; Solanaceae
Product: receptor-like protein Cf-9 homolog
Exons: 4
Coding region: 1-4131 (1376 amino acids)
Molecular function (GO): protein binding
Source: RefSeq, a predicted model, not a curated record